This is a messenger RNA of Lytechinus variegatus (green sea urchin), 1665 nucleotides long. RefSeq lists its product as uncharacterized. Bases 160 to 1665 code for a protein of 501 amino acids. The record is from RefSeq and is a predicted model, not a curated record. Lineage: Eukaryota; Metazoa; Echinodermata; Echinoidea; Temnopleuroida; Toxopneustidae. The transcript is spliced from 2 exons.
AUUUUAUUUCGAACGGUGUACGUUCGAUCUAAUGUGAGAAGCCCGCCCCGCGCAUGCGCCUUGCCACUUUCGCUACGUUUUUGCGUUUGCCACAACACUCUUGAAGAUCUGUGGACCUACAAAAGUUCAGAAAAUUUCUCCUUUUUCGACCAAAACAUCAUGAAGGAUUCGGAGAAAGUGGAGCCUGCAGGCUCCUGCACAAAGAGGAAAACUGGCGAGCCUGCGGGCCCAAGCCAAAAGAAGAAAUUGUCUGUCGAUCCUGCGGGGUCAGGCAUUGUUUCUCGGGACCACGCCGUGAGCAGGUCCUCCGCCGGAGCUUCGGGUGCGCCCGGGGCUACAGCCGCCACUACAGCUACCGCUGCCGCCAAGGGAGGGAGCUCAAGCUCGCCCGGUACGGCAAGUACGGGUAUAAAGAAAACCAAGAAUAUAAGUUUGGUAAGCAGGAUGGGAAAACUUGAGGAGUUGAAACGCUCCCAGGAGGAGCGGAUAGAGAUCAAGUCUAUGUUAGAGACUUUGUGCUCACAGUCACAAACAAAACCUCAGACUCAGAGUGAUAAACAAAAGUCUAGAUCUAGGCCUGGUGGUGCAGGCAGUGCACAUACUCACAGGUUUGAGCGGGAUCAUACGCGUGAUUAUGACCCUGAAGAAUAUGAUUAUGGGGAUGUUUAUGAACAUGCAGACUAUGGAGAACAUGAUUAUGAUUAUGAUAGAUCUACUCAAAUGGACGCAGAUAUAGAGAUGGGGUACCCAGACUCUCCUACUUGCGCAUCCUCUGAAACUAUGCAGCCGGUUGACACUGCUCCAGAUCAGCAGGUUGAAGUUGCUAAGAAACGAAGACUGAAUAAACAUGUAACUGAUGCUAAUACCCUGCAAACUGAUGAAGGUCAGGAAGAAAUUGGGUUCUCUUCUAGGUUCGCUGUCUCGGAUCUGAGCACGCACGAAGUGUUGAUUUUCUUCUUACACACCCACUCGAGGAAAAAUAUUUGGCAGGGACAUGCGAGAAGUAUGAGACCUGCUAACUCCACUCACCUGCUAGUUCUUCGAGUUAACCCGUUGGUUUGGGAUAAUCUGCGUCCUCAUGCCCGUACACUUGAUAUGAAAAUUCAGAGUGGCCAGAGGCCUUUAGUUAAAGGGAUUACUGCUCUUAUGAACUCCUUAAAGGACGUGCCUGAGCUUAAUGAAACCCAACAAGAUGCCGUGGCAUUGUUAGGGAAUGCACAUUUCGAACUGAACCAGCUCCGUAAAAAUUUUAUCAAACCGGAAUUGCACCCUAGAUACACUUACUUGUGCAAACCCUCUGUAAAAACCACGCAGUGGUUGUUCGGAGAUGAACUUUCCAGGACCAUAAAGGAAAUGGAUGAAGAACAAAAGGCAGUGGGAGUGAUGCGGAAGCAUCGAUAUCGAACCAAUCCCAGUCAAGGGCCUGUUGCAGCUGGAGGAUUUGCCAGGCCUUUUGCAAAGCCGUAUGCUAAACCCAGCCAGAGAUACCAGGAUGCUGGAUGGGUGUCAUCUUCAAGUUCAAGCUUGGGACACCAGCCUUUUUUAGGCGGAAGGCAGGGGCAGUUUGCCGCCCCGUUCCAGCAAGCACCAACCAGGGGUCAUCGCCCCAUGAAACCCAAGCGGGGCAAGCCAGCCUCAACCUACCCAAAUCCAGAGAGACGGUAG